Molecule: messenger RNA, 4943 nt
Organism: Anopheles arabiensis
Lineage: Eukaryota; Metazoa; Arthropoda; Insecta; Diptera; Culicidae
Gene: Sox102F
Exons: 5
Coding region: 1649-4612 (987 amino acids)
Biological process (GO): cell fate commitment; regulation of transcription by RNA polymerase II
Cellular component (GO): nucleus
Molecular function (GO): DNA-binding transcription factor activity, RNA polymerase II-specific; RNA polymerase II cis-regulatory region sequence-specific DNA binding
Source: RefSeq, a predicted model, not a curated record
CGAGAUCCGUCCCUUUCACUGUUUGUCGGUGGUGGUGCUAUUGCGCGUGUUGCAAGCGAAAACCCUCUCAGCAUCCCGGGGCAGGCAGCCGUACAACGGACCGACAGACGGAAAAGCAGAAACCUGCUGAGCAGCACAGUGAAGACAGCAGCAGCAGCAGCAGCAUCGGAGCGAAGCAAAAAAAAAAAGAAAGCAAAAGGGCAUUUCGUGACUAUUGUGUUGCCUUUUUGUUUUGUCAAAGCAAACGGCAACAAACGGCUACACACGCACAGGCAGCAGAGGGCAGUGUUUCGCGUGUGUCGCGUGGCGAUUUCGGGCAGCGGGUAGUGCGGUUGCGUUUCUAGUGCGUGUUUCGGAUCCGCGCCCCGUUAGUGCGAAUUAAAAAAAAAAGUUUACACAAAAGAAGACGCGCUCUCUCGCUCUCUCUCUCGCGCGCGCGCUUGUUCCCGUUCCCUCCCUGCCUUUCGUAAUACGAUUGAUCUCGGGCGCGACCUCACACAUACACACACGGUGAAGUGUGUGUGGGUUGAAAGGGUGGAAGUAGCGGGAGGCACUGAAGAAGCAAGAAGAGCAGCUCUUAUUCAGGCCCACCACCGUCGGCGAGGGGCAAAAAGGUUUUUCUUCUUCAGCCACACACUACGACGCGGGAGGAGGACGACGACCAGACCACCCACCCACCCACCUAUUCAGUAGCCAGCCUCUUUUGUGUGAUCCCCCACCCCCUCUCGAAGUGCGCGCGUCCCUCGCAACAAUUACACACACACACGAUCGAUUCUUGUGUUCUCUCUUCCCCGCCACCCGUCCGCGCGAGUGAAACAUUUCUCCAACCACCACUCCCCCCGCCAACCACCAAAACCACACAAACACAGGUGCUUUGUUUUGUUUCUUCUCCCCGUUAUUCUCCCCCUCUCUCUCUCUCUCUCUCAUCUUCACACCCACGCUCCCAUCUCUCUCCUUCGCACUCGUCUGUACUCCACGCCCCCUCUCUUCCAUCCCCUCGGGAUGCGCAGCAUCCCCCAUCCUUUCGCGUCCAUUUUUCUUUUCCCUUUCCCUUGCCACCCUCCCACCAAGAUACACCUUUUUUCGCCUUACAGGGUUUUCCAGGGGUUCUCAUAGUUGUGGGACACUUCCUAAACUCUUUCCUAUUGGAAGUGAAUUUCAUAUAUGAUGGUAAUUGGAGUCUAUGGCACCCUUUUUGGACAGGCUCCUUGUAAAUUCCUGUUGGAUUUGUCCAACAAGGAUGCUAUAGAGUCCUAUUCUCGUUACAUUAAGUUCAUUUCACGUAAGAAAGACUCAAUAAAGCGUCCCAAAGCUAUGAGAACUCUUGAAAAACCCUGUAUUACCCAUUCUCCUCCCCGCCCUCUUCAUCACCACUUUUUUCCUUUUGAAAACCUCGAUGCUACACAACCAAAAUUUCCGGCCGAGGAUGGGAAAAAGUUUUCCCACACCGAGCCCCGUUCCCUGGCGGGUUCGGGCCAGGCUUAUUUUGUUCAACUAUUGCAAGCGCGUGUGUGGCCGGUGCAGUCGGCCGCUGUGUUGUUGUUCGAAGUGCCGCGGCGAACCGCGGAUCCGCAGUAGGCGUGCAGUGCAAGUGUGCAAACAGUGAUGUGCCAGUGUGCAGCCCGGUCCGCCGGUCCGCGGGGUCCCGAUGUCGUCCAAGCGGAAAUCCCCCCCGAACAAGCUGUCGAAUGCGGUGACGGUCGAGAAGAACAACUUCAAGAAGAUCUCGCUGAAGAAUGAGGAGUUCCUGAAGUCGUCCCCGGUGAAGGAGCUGAACUGCACGUUCGACGCGAACUUCCUCGCGAUGCAGAAGAUGAGCGCCGACCCGAAGUAUCUCAAGCACGACGAUCUGCUCGGCCCUCGGCACGACGAGCAUCUGCUGCCGAUCGAGCACGACUUCCACUACAACCUGCCGUUCCUGAACGUGGCCAGCUACAUCCUGAAGGGUUCGGAUCCGGCGCUCAGCAAGGCGGACAACUUCCAGCUCACGAUGAACCUGGACAGCCUGAACAUCUCGAACAGUGGGCACCAUCAUCACCACAACCACCACCACCAUCACCACCAGGAGGCGACACCACCGUCCCCGGUGUCGCCGUCGUCGGUGGCGGCGGCGGCGGUGGCGGGCGCGGCGGCACCAGCCCCGAAGCUGCCCCCGGGCGUCCCCAGUGCGCCGCGCAAGCUCAACAACAUGAUCCUGAACCACCUGAAGUCGAUCGUGGACAACUUUGACAGCUUGAACAACAACGUUAAUGACAAGAGCAACUAUGGCAGUGGCGGUGGUGCAUCGAACUGUCAGGGCGACGAGUUGCCGGCACACAUGUCACCGCCGGUCGAGCAGCCGCCGGUGCCGCAGCUGAACAACCAGUACGCCGAGAAGAACAACCUGGAGUCGUUCCGGUCGCGGCUGGACGAGCGCAUCACCAACCUGCAGCUCAGCAUGAGCGAGAUCUACCUGAUGCGGCUGAACCUGAGCCUGCUCGACUUCCCGAACGAGAUACCGAGCACGCUGCUGCACAAUCACAGCCAGCCGCACCACGGGAGUGCGGAGGAGCCGGCGCCGAACCGGAACUGCAGCUCCCAGAACACGCAGAACAACAUCAAGCUUAUCAAGAGAAGCUUCAAGGAGUCACUCUACGAGAAGGAGAAGAACAUCAACCGACUGAUCAUGUACUUCACGAUAUGGCGCGAGAUGCUGCUGAAGGCAGAAUUUGGCGAGAACAACCGCCGCUACAAGCAGAACAACAAUUCCAAGAGCAACCUCGAGCAGUCGCUGCUGAGCGGCGGAAGCGUGACAGCUGGCGGCAGCAGCAGCUCCUCGUCCGGCCUGCCCUGCGAGCCGCCGGCCCGGCUCGUCCCGGGCGGCAACGGGAUGUCGCCGGCGGCCUCCUCCACCGCCUCCCUGCCCCCCGCGACGCCCACGGCAGCGAGCGGGGUUGGGUCGCCGCACCGCAGCACCUCGGCCGGCGGCACCAGCGGCACCGUGAUCGACUGUGAUAUAGCCGGGCCGGGCGAGCUGGCGACCGAGCCGGACAACUGCAUACGCCGGUACCAGAACGUGUUCCAGUCGAUCGCCUGCAAGAUGUCGGGCGGGGUCGAGUUGGGCGGCGGUGGACAGCUCGUAGGACAGCAUCCGGGUGCCGGCGUCUACCAGACGGCGGGCAGCAGCAGUGGUGGCGCUCCAGGCGGCAGCGGAGGAGGGGGAGGUGGCAAUAUGAGGCGCAAUCCACGCAAACGGCCCCACCUGAUGCCGCCGGAGGCCGACCCGGAGCAGAUGCUGCUGUCGAAGCAACCGAUGCUGGCGGGGCCGCCGCUGAACUGCACCGGUGCGGCGGGCGGGCCGGCCCUCACGCUCUACGACGAGUACGAGAAGGCGAAGGAGGAGGAAAACCAAAGAUACGCGAAGGAACCGGACGCACCGAUCAAUCUGUCCAAGCGGAAACCGUCGCGGGACAGUCCGCUUGCGUCGCUGGAGCUCAGCAACGGGGCGAAGCUCCCCGGGAUGCUUCCCGGGAGUAGUGGAGGCGGUGGUGGUGGAGGUGGCGGAGGUGGCGGAGGUCCGUUUGGACCGGCCGGGCUGUUUGCGGGCUGCGAUACGGACGAGCUGAACCACCGGCUGGAGCUGAUGUCGGACAAGGUCGGGCUGCUGCCACCGACGGCCGUCGCGCUGCUGGAGAAGGAGUCGGACAAGUACUUCCUCAAGUCGAAGCGCGACCGGCUCGAGCUCGACCCGAACCACCUGUUCGACUACCCCGGCCCCAGCCCGGACGGGCUGCACAAGCACGCCAAGCUGAACCUGUACCACCAGUCGCCGAGCCCGCACCACGGCAGCCCGGACGACAGCAAGCAGGGCGGGGGGCUCGGGGGGCUCGGCGAGUCGCCGUACCCGCUGGCGCAGCAGUUCUUCAUCAAGGCGGGCGACGGUGGACCGGGCGGCCCGGGACUGUCACCGUUCAACAGUAACGCGAUGAUCGACAACAUGAACCGCCAUCUGAUCCAGCGCCAGCAAACGAUGGCCGCCGUUAGUGGGGGAGCUGCCGGCGGCGGUGGUGGUGGUGGUGGUGGUGGUGGAGGUGGCGGCGGUGCCGGUGGUGGUGGUGGUGGUGGCGGCGGAGGCGGCAGUGGCAAGAAGGACAAGGGCCUGUCGCUCGGCGGCAUGGAGCUCGGACCGGACCUCGGCACGGGCCGGAGCCGCUCGUCCAGCACGGAGAAGAACCACAUCAAGCGGCCGAUGAACGCGUUCAUGGUGUGGGCGAAGGACGAGCGGCGCAAGAUACUGAAGGCCUGCCCGGACAUGCACAACUCCAACAUCUCCAAGAUACUGGGCGCCCGGUGGAAGGCGAUGACGAACCUGGAGAAGCAGCCGUACUACGAGGAGCAGGCGAAGCUGUCCAAGCAGCACAUGGAGAAGCAUCCGGACUAUCGGUACCGGCCGCGGCCGAAGCGCACCUGCAUCAUCGACGGCAAGAAGAUGCGCAUCUCCGAGUACAAGUGUCUGAUGAAGAACCGGCGCCAGGAGAUACGGCAGUUCUGGACGCGCGACUACGACAGCGGCACCGACCAGAAGUGCCCGAUGAAGGACGCGGGCAAGGUGAUCAAGAAUGAGGCCAUGUAAAUUCCAAACCCCCUUUUGUGGGGGGAGGGAGGGGGGCUAGGGGGCAGAUCGUAUACCAACAGCUCCCAUACGCGGGACCGGUCAUCAACGUCUUGCUCUUCCGGCUUACCCGUUUUUUUUUUCGAAACACAAGUACACAAAGAAUCGCCACCAGCUCCUACUCCCUCUCCAUAUUUAAUACAUACUUAAUUAACCUUGGCACCGUGUCAUCUCUGUAUUCCGAGUGUAGAUGUUAAUGCUUCCAAGGUUCCACGCAAGGUGACGAACAGAAAGCAGAAAUAAACAAAAAUCAACAAUGCGUCAUCGCAUUCAAUCAAAAAUCGAACAUGGA